Molecule: messenger RNA, 337 nt
Organism: Acanthocheilonema viteae
Lineage: Eukaryota; Metazoa; Nematoda; Chromadorea; Rhabditida; Onchocercidae
Source: the annotation of a GenBank genome assembly
AUUUCUUGUGAUGUCAUUGCCAAGGAUGUGUUCAUUACCGUCUAGCAGUGGUAGUACAAGUAGCAGUAGUGGUGAUAUGGAUAAGGAGAAGCAACGAUUUGCGGCAGCUGCCGCAUCUAUGGCUUUUCCGGGUUUGCCGUUUAUGGCAGCCGCAGCGGCAUUUCCGGCUGUAACGCCCACUACAACUGGCAGUUCCGUUUUCCCCAAUCAAAUGGCUGCUCAAUUAUCAUUGUUCAAUCCACAUCUGCAACAAUACUACGCUAAUUUCCUCCAUCAACAACAAUUGCUACAAAGUUUGCAAAAUCAUUCACCACAAUCUCGAACAGGUCCAUUUUAA